AUGGUGGUGUCGGAGGUCGCCCUGCCGGUUCUAAAGCCCCAGCCGCACACUCCCAUAUCCUCGGCCUUCGUAGAGACCAAGUGCAUUCUAGGCCUGGCCUUGCCUACAGCCCUCACCGGCCUCCUCCUCUAUUCCCGUUCCAUGAUCUCCAUGCUCUUUCUUGGUCGCCUCGGCGACCUCCCUCUUGCCGGAGGCGCCCUCGCCAUUGGCUUCGCUAACAUCACCGGCUACUCUGUCCUCUCCGGGCUCGCCAUGGGCAUGGAGCCCAUAUGUGGUCAGGCCUUCGGCGCGCGGCGCCACCACCUCCUCGGCCUGGCGUUCCAUCGCACCAUCCUCCUCCUCCUCUGCACUUCCCUCCCCAUAGCGCUCCUCUGGUACUGCAUCCACCCCAUCCUCCUCCUCCUCGGCCAACGCCCGGCGCUCGCCGCCGCCGCCAGUGUCUACCUCCAAGCCUCCCUUCCCGACCUCUUCCUCCAGUCCUUCCUCCACCCUCUUCGCAUUUACCUCCGCACUCAGUGCAUCACGCUCCCUCUUACCGCAUGCGCAGCGUUAUCCAUCGCCCUCCACCUGCCCAUUAACUACCUCCUGGUCUCCGUUCUCCGGCUCGGCAUUGGCGGCGUAGCUCUGGCCUCUGUUUGGACUAACCUCAAUCUCGUAGUCUUCCUCGUAGCUUAUAUCUACCUGUCGGGCCUCCACCGCAACACUAGCGGGCUCUCCUUCUCCGCCGAGUGCUUCAAAGGCUGGAGGUCACUCCUCAACCUGGCCGUCCCCAGCUGCGUCUCGGUGUGCCUGGAGUGGUGGUGGUACGAGAUCAUGAUCAUCCUCUGCGGCCUUCUCCUGAACCCACAGGCCACCGUUGCCUCCAUGGGCAUUCUCAUCCAGACCAUGUCCCUCAUCUACAUCUUCCCAUCCUCGCUCAGCUUCGGCGUGUCGACUCGGGUGGCCAACGAGCUCGGUGCAAACCGGCCCGACCGAGCCCGGCGAGCCGCCACCGUCGGACUGUCAUGCAGCUUCGUGCUCGGUCUCAUUGCCUUGGGCUUUGCCGUCUCGGUGCGCCAUGUGUGGGCUACGAUGUUCACGGCCGACUCGGCAAUCCUCGGGCUCACCUCGUCGGUGCUGCCCAUCCUUGGCAUGUGCGAGCUCGGGAACUGCCCUCAGACCACCGGAUGCGGGGUGCUGAGAGGCAGCGCCCGGCCGACAGUCGGGGCCAACAUAAACUUGGGCUCCUUCUACGCCAUCGGGAUGCCGGUGGCCGUCGGGUUUGCAUUUUGCACCGGGCUCGACUUCAAGGGACUCUGGCUGGGGCUGCUCUCGGCGCAGGCCACAUGCGUCGUGCUAAUGAUCACGGUCAUCAGGAGGACUGAUUGGGAAGCGCAGGCCGAGCGAGCGCAUCAGCUCACCGGCGCCCCCAGUGAUGACAGUGGUGCAAUCGUCGGAUGCGGUGGCAACCAAAAGGACGGUGCGUCGCCGCCACCGAAAGACGUCGAGGUGGACGGAGAUGAGACCGAUAGGUUGAUUGUAAAGAUUGAGCAAACCAAGUUUGUAGCAUAA
This is a messenger RNA of Musa acuminata subsp. malaccensis (wild Malaysian banana), 1551 nucleotides long. Its product is annotated as protein DETOXIFICATION 49-like. Gene Ontology annotation, cellular component: membrane. The record is from RefSeq and is a predicted model, not a curated record. Lineage: Eukaryota; Viridiplantae; Streptophyta; Magnoliopsida; Zingiberales; Musaceae. Gene Ontology annotation, molecular function: xenobiotic transmembrane transporter activity; antiporter activity. Gene Ontology annotation, biological process: xenobiotic detoxification by transmembrane export across the plasma membrane.